Spodoptera littoralis (African cotton leafworm) is the source of this 342-nucleotide messenger RNA. The record is from the annotation of a GenBank genome assembly. NCBI's taxonomy places the organism in Eukaryota, Metazoa, Arthropoda, Insecta, Lepidoptera, Noctuidae.
AUGAGUAGUAAUUUUGUGCAAAAGGAACGAAAUUGGCAUGCCUUCAACCUACAUGCAUGCAUAUGUGCACGCUAUGUGGGACAGUGGUUUCAAUGGCAGGUAAGUACGAGGUAUUUUCACAUCUGUAAAACGGUAAAAAAUAACAGGAUAACAUUAUAUACGAACCGGUUAUUAUACAAUUCGAAAACCGUGAUACAGACGCUUUUGCGUUUUUUAGGAAUCCCCAUCGAUGAUUCUUCCUUGGAACUUGUACAGCAUGUUCUGAGAAUGCCACAUUUACUUUUUACAUGUCAUUAUCAUUUCAAUAAUGCUCAGGAAUAUUAUUUCAUCAACUCCCAUUAA